UCAACGCUGAAUGUGGAGAAAUUAUGGGCACCACCAAUGUCGAAUGUGAAAGCCAACGAAGCAACAUCGAAUGCAAAAGCCAAUGGAAGAUAUAAAGCCAACGUUCAUAAAGAAUAUUCAAACCAAAUGCCAAGAAAGAGAAGACAGAAGUAG
Messenger RNA from Racocetra persica, 153 nucleotides. NCBI's taxonomy places the organism in Eukaryota, Fungi, Glomeromycota, Glomeromycetes, Diversisporales, Gigasporaceae. The record is from the annotation of a GenBank genome assembly.